Molecule: messenger RNA, 846 nt
Organism: Hansenula ciferrii
Lineage: Eukaryota; Fungi; Ascomycota; Saccharomycetes; Phaffomycetales; Wickerhamomycetaceae
Product: Mannose-P-dolichol utilization defect 1 protein
Exons: 1
Coding region: 1-846 (281 amino acids)
Source: RefSeq, a predicted model, not a curated record
AUGUCUGACAAAGUGGAAGCUAUUAUUAAGUCACUGGAGCCGGUAUUAUCCCCUGUUUUAGCAGUGUUGAGACCAUAUACUGGUCAAUUACCACCUCAAAUUAUUCAAUAUGGUCGAGAAUUAUAUACAAGACCAGUUUUCGAUACAAUUAUUCUAAAAUUAGAUUUGUUUUCACCUUCAGCUGCUCCUUUAUUAACAAAAUUCAUUGCUACUUCAUUAGGUUAUGCUAUUGUUGGAUCAUCUGGUAUUAUUAAAUUACCACAAAUCUUAUCAAUUAUUUCUAAUGCUUCAACUACUGGUUUAUCAUUUGUUAGUAUUUUAUUAGAAACUAUUAGUCAAUUGAUUACAUUAUCAUAUAAUUUUAGACAAAAUAACGAAUUCACAACAUUUGGUGAAUCUGCAUUUCUUUCAUUUCAAAAUAUUAUAAUAUUAUUAUUAAUUUUAUAUUAUAGUGGAUUAACAAAAUAUAUUAAUGGAUUUAUUGGAUUAUUAUCAUUAACAUUUUAUUCACUUUUCGCAAAUCCAAAUAUUGGUCAACCUGGUGUCUUGUCAAAUGAUAAUGUUCAGAAUUUAAUUAAAUUAGCAUUGCCAUUAACUUUAUUAUCCAAAUUACCACAAAUUUUGAAUAAUAUUAAAAAUAAAUCAACUGGUCAAUUAUCUCCCGUGUCAGUCGGUGCUGGAUUUGUUGGUGCUAUUAUCAGGGUAUUUACUACAUUAUCAGCUGGUAUUCAAGAUCAUUUAAUCUUAUUAGGAUUUGGUGCUAGUUUAGUAUUGAAUGCAAUUUUAUUCAUUCAAAUUUUGGUUUAUAAGAAAAAACCAAUUUCUCAAGAGAAAAAAACAAAUUGA